AUGAAGCUCUCAAAAUUCCCACUAAUGUCUCUUCGAUGUAUCAAUUUCAGCGGCCCUCUGAUAUCAACUGAUCAGGAUGGAUUCAAUCUGGAAUUAGGUUCAACGAAAUCAAUAAACGCAACUGCAUUAUGGGCAAUUACAUAUGCAGAUCCAUUAUGGAUACUAACUAAUCAAAGUUCUCUGAUGUGCCUCGCGUUUAAUGUGAAGGACAAAUGUAUUUGCAUCAAAUCCAACAUUGGUGAAAUAUCGGUUCACCAAUCAUUGAAAGUGAAAAUUGAUGAUCAAUAUUUGCAGCUCCGACUAUCACCAAACGUUACGGCAGAUCAUAAGUUGACACUUGAAUUAUUUCCCAGCAACGAAUACACAAAUGAAAUUUUCCCAGUAUUUAUUGCCUUUGAGGGUUACCAUAAAAUACUACGUUCUAUUGAAUCUGAUUUCAUCUUUAAUGAUCAGAUGAUGAACUCUAAAAUACUGACUCUUAACGAUAUAAAAGAUAAAUCUUAUGAUUACGUUGUCAUCGGUUCUUCAUUUUGUUCCUUGGGAUUUAUUCACCAAAUUUGUCAAAGAGAUCCCAACGCUAAAAUCCUCGUAUUGGAAAGAGGAUUACAAUAUCUUUCAGAACAUCAUCAACACGGCUGUUCGUCUCCUCCAAAACAUGUGGAACUCAGAUCUUGGACCGUCGCUACCGCAACCGCCCAAAACGAAUCUAUUAAAAAUGUCUAUGGUCAAAUACCAUUAUUCGGUGGAAGAUCUCUCUAUUGGAGUGGAUGGUGUCCAACACCUUCAACCGAACAGCUGGCCGGGUGGCCGGAGAGCCUCAAAAUUUCAUUACAAGAAAAAUAUUUUGAUCUUGCCAAAGAACUUCUCAAUGUCAUCACAGCAGAUCAAAUACGUGCACGAGAAAAUGAUCAUCUUAUUUACAAUAAUUUUCAAACUUCGUUAAAACAACGUUUAAAUGAAGUGAUGAGCAUAGAUACAAUCAAAGAAGUUCAACAUGCGCCUCUUGCGAUGGGCAAUGAUCGAUCGAUCAAAUUCUCCACGGUUGAAAAUCUCUCAUACAUGAAAAAUGUAACGAUAGUAUUUGAUUGCGCAGUGAACAAGAUUGUACAUGAUGGACACAAAGCAACAAGACUUCAAACACGUCAAGGGUCUAUUUCAUUAUCAAAUAAUGCCAAAUUGAUUUUGGCCAUGAGCACAUUACCCGCGACCACGUUAGUUCUCAAUUCAUUCUCGGAGACCGAAUUUCCGCAACUUGCAAAUGUUGGAAAACGUUUUACCGCACAUUUUGUCAGUUCGGUUACAGCACGAGUGCCCAGACAUCAUUUACUUCCAUUACCGAACGAUGCAGCCGGAGUGGAAUUGGGUGCACUUUAUAUUCCCGGUAUAAAAGAGGGCGCACAAUAUCAUCUUCAAUUAUCUGCAGUGGCUUAUACUAAAACUAACAAUGACGAUAAUAUUCAUAAAAUUUGCAAGAAAUAUUCAGCCAAUUCAAUAUCGAAGGAAUGUAUCGAUCCUUCGCAAGAUUUUGUCAUAGUUUCUUGUUCAACAUUGGGAGAAUUAGAUCAUAAGAAUAAGAAUAACCAAUUUAAUUUGAUGAAUAAUGAUCAUGACGAUCUUACCAGCAAUGGAGAGUUGACCAUUCAAUUAAAUGAACAAGAUGAACAACUACGGAAUUGGAUGGACAAUGUUACAUUCAAAGUAAUGAACAAACUUUCGUCGAAUGACGAUCUCGAAUAUUGGCAUGAAAAUAAUCAAACUUGGAAGAAAGAUCUUCCAUCAUCUGAUCAAAUUCGAAAGAACUGCGCUGUUCACGAUGCAUCAACAAUGUGGAUUGGAGAUAUUGACACACCGGUGCAACUCGAUUAUCGUCUCCGUGGCGUAGAUAAUGUUUAUAUUACCGGUGGGGCAUUGUGGCCCACUGGUGGUUCAUGGAAUCCUGUUGUUACUAUCGUGGCUAUGGCAAUGCAUUUAGCUGAUACAAUACACGAUAAUUCCAAUUCUUCAUCUCAAUAA
Adineta ricciae is the source of this 2013-nucleotide messenger RNA. NCBI's taxonomy places the organism in Eukaryota, Metazoa, Rotifera, Eurotatoria, Adinetida, Adinetidae. The record is from the annotation of a GenBank genome assembly.